This is a messenger RNA of Brachypodium distachyon (stiff brome), 1708 nucleotides long. RefSeq names its product nudix hydrolase 8. The record is from RefSeq and is a predicted model, not a curated record. Bases 202 to 1290 code for a protein of 362 amino acids. Gene Ontology annotation, molecular function: NAD binding; NADH pyrophosphatase activity; ADP-ribose diphosphatase activity. NCBI's taxonomy places the organism in Eukaryota, Viridiplantae, Streptophyta, Magnoliopsida, Poales, Poaceae. The transcript has 9 exons.
CAGCGCCCUGUGGAGCUCAGCCAUUCGCCCUCGGACAUCGCAAGGCACCCCCACCGUAUCAGUUCCUAGCAGCCGAGUUCACUUCCGACGCAGCCAGCGCAAACAACGGCAAACUGCUGUUUCUGUUCCCGCACUUGGGCAGUUGGAUAGCGCUUCUUCCUUAAUCUCAUCAGUUAAGAUAGAUAGCACUUUGCAUCAACGAUGGAGAGCUGCAGCUUGGUCGACACGGCCACGGCCACUCUCUGCUCGACGGCAGGCGGGCGCCGCCGUGCCCGGAGCGGCACCAGGUUCUUGAACUGCUCGAGCUCCUCCAAAGAGCACGGAGUGAGCGCGUCCUGCUCCAUCGGCCGGAUGCUGAGCGGGGCGAAGUCGGCGGCGCGGAGGAAGCUGUUCAGGAGCGAACCCGACUGGCUGGGCUUGGACUGGUCGGACACCAGCGGCGCCGCCGGCCACCAUUGGUGGACGACUCUGGAGAACAACUUCGUGCUGGAGGCUUCAGAGGACGAGUACGGCGGGGUCGUCGUUGACGCCGACAGGCUGCCGUCCGACCAGGCCGCCUUCGCCGGUUCACUCGCCGCUUCGCUCUCCUACUGGAAAUCCGUGGGUAAGAAAGGGGUGUGGCUGAAGCUACCGGUGGAUCGCUCUGAAUUUGUCCCCAUAGCAGUGAAGGAAGGAUUCAAGUACCACCACGCGGAGGAGUCGUACUUGAUGCUGACAUACUGGAUCCCCGACGAGCCGUCUCUACUCCCAGCAAAUGCUUCUCACCAGGUUGGCGUUGGGGGCUUCGUGAUCAACGAUCAAAUGGAGGUCCUAGUGGUGCAAGAGAAGUAUCGCGGUUCGCCCAUGGACGGUGUUUGGAAACUACCCACGGGUUUCAUUCUCGCGUCAGAGGAAAUAUUUACAGGAGCUAUCAGAGAAGUCAAGGAGGAGACGGGGGUUGACACUGAAUUUGUGGACGUGGUUGCUUUCAGGCAUGCGCACAACGUGGCAUUUCAGAAGUCCGACCUGUUCUUCAUCUGCAUGCUGAGACCCGUAUCAAGCCAGAUCAAGAUCAUCGACGAGACAGAGAUUCAGGCUGCGAAGUGGAUGCCGCUGGAGGAGUUCGUGAAGCAGCCGUUCAUCCAAGAGGACCACAUGUUCCAGAAGAUCAUGGACAUCUGCAUCCAGCGGCUGAGGAAGUGCUACUGCGGCCUCACGGCGCACGACGUCGUCUCCAAGUUCGACGGCAGGGCGUCCACCUUGUACUACAACGUAGACGAACCCGAGGAUGUGAACUGCAGCGCCGCUUGACGACGGGUCGCCUGCCUCUUUCACUUUUGCUGUGCAGCGCGAAGUUUCAGCGUGCAGCAGCGGCAGGCAAUGGAACCGAGGGGACAAGAAAUGCAUUAGAGCAACUGAAUUGGCCUCUGUGUAUAUAUGCGUAGAAGCUGACAAUCUUCUUUAGAUAAAGGCAAGGCGGGUUAGCUCUGUCAUGUCGUGUAAUAUUCAUCAAUGAAGCAAUUUGACGGACGGUUGCAGUAGCACACGGAAAGGAUGCGUGGCAAAGUUGCCAACAAUCGGAAAAACUGAAAGUUAGCCCAACACUUUCGAAGAAAACAACAAUGUAAACUUCGCUUCAACAAGAAAGCCAUCGAGGCUGACUAACAAGUUGACCUCCCGACGAAAGCCUAGGGGAUCGGAUUGAGGUUUGCACAUAUCUGAUUAUUCA